Molecule: messenger RNA, 3465 nt
Organism: Antechinus flavipes (yellow-footed antechinus)
Lineage: Eukaryota; Metazoa; Chordata; Mammalia; Dasyuromorphia; Dasyuridae
Gene: CBX7
Product: chromobox 7
Exons: 6
Coding region: 1591-2520 (309 amino acids)
Biological process (GO): negative regulation of transcription by RNA polymerase II
Cellular component (GO): PRC1 complex
Source: RefSeq, a predicted model, not a curated record
UCAAAUUACCAAGGGGUUACUUUGUGGAAUUAAACAAAAUAACAAAAUUCAUCUGGGGAGAGGCAAACUCUCAAAGGAGAUAAUCUAUCAACAAGCGUGUGUGUGUUAAGUACCAAGCACGGGGACAGCAGGGGACCCAGACCAAAAUGAAGGGGUCCCUCUCUUUUCUGGAGAGCCUAGCCUACAUUCUAGCGGAGGACGCAGCAUCCACGUGUAUAAGGGCAUGUAGAAUAAACAGGUAGACAUGGAGGGAGAUGAUCAGCGGUUGCUGAGAUGGAGAAAGGCUUCAGGGAGAUGGUGUCUGAGCUGAAUUCGUCGUGGGUUCUAGAUGCAGAGACGGAGGGAAGGCAAUCCAGGCGGGAGAGGUGGCUUGGGGUAAAGAAAUAGAAAAGGGAAACGGCUUUUCCUCUGGGAAGAACGGAGAAGUCAGUUUGGAAGCACCGUAGAGCGCAGGAAGGGGAAUAAAGUAAUGGAGCCGGAAAGGUAGCGCGGGACCGGGCUGGGAAGGGCCCCAAAGAGGAAGUUUCGAAUUUAUCUUGAGCAACGGGGAGCCAGAGGAGUUCAUUGAGAAGGGGAGUGAGAGGGUAGCUCAACAGUGAAGGAAAAUCCCUUCGGCGGUUAGGUAGAAAAUAGAGCGAAAUGGAGGGUGAUUUUAAGUAGGGAAACUAAAGGAGUCCCGCAGUAGUCAUCAGUCUGAAAGGUGAGAGAGGGCUGAGGCGGAGGAGACGAGAGAAGGAAGUGCGUGGAGAGAUGGGCUGGAGGUCCGAGAGAGAAAAUGUGGCAACCGACGGGGCUGCGAAGCGCUCCGAGGCGGGAGAAAGCGAAGGCGGCUAAGCCGGGGGACUGGCAAAGGGCGGGGGGAGUGCGGGGCUUGGAGGAAAGAGGGAGAGUCCGAGGAGGGAGAGGCAAGGGUAACGAGCUCGGUUUUGUACGUGUGGAAAUCGAGACCUUCAAGGGGCACUUCAAAAUGGAUGUCCCGUAGUCAGUAAUGAUGAGGGAAUAGAGUCCGACAGAGCGACAGGGAGGGGGAGAGGGGGAGAGGGGGAGAGGGAGAAAACAAGAGGGGGAAGAGGAGAGAGACAGAGAGGAAGAAGGAGGAGAGAGAGAAAGAGAAAGAGACAGAGAAACAAAGACAGACGGAGACGGAGAGAGACAGAGAGAAGGGCUUUUCACAUAAAGAUGAUAAACCCAGAAACGCUAAGGUCCGCGGGAGAAUAGAGAGCACACCUACAAGAAGGAGGCGGGCUGGGGAUGACAAGCCAGGUGGGACGUUCUAGACUCUAUUCCCCGCCAGACCUUCGGAGGGCAGGUGCCUCCCCGGCCGAGGGCCCGCGAGAGCCCCCUAGUCCCGGUCCUCUCUAGGUCGCCCGGUUCCCUGGGAUGCCUUUGCCGCAUCCCCCAGCCUCCGCUCCCGGCCGGAGCUGGCGGGGAUGCGGCCCCCCCUCCCCUGUCUCCCCCCACCGGGAGAGGAGGGUAGUCGGGCUCGGGGCGGGCACCGGGAAGCCGGGCCCCCAGUGGCGGCUGGGGGCUCGAGGCUCCGCCCCUCCUCGCCCCGCCCUGGCCUAGGGCAGUUCCGAUAAGGGGUAACCGAUGUCACUGGGCGCGGGGGGCGGGGCCUGGGGCAAGGGGGCGGGGCGGGGCGGCUCGCGGACGCGCGUGCGUCCCGGGGAAAAUGUUGCGCAGGUUCUAAAAUGGAACGUCGGCGGCGGCGGCGUGAGUGAGCGCGAGGGGGUGUGUGGCCGUGACCGUGGCCGUGGCUGUGGCUCUGCGGGCUGUGGGUGCGUGUUUGUGUGCGAGUGUGCGCGCCUGCCCGGGACCCCGCGCACCCUCGAGUGGCAGCGGCAGCCCCAGCCGCCGCCGCCGCCGCCGCCGCCGCCCGCUCCCGAACUCCGGGGUUUUCUGGCCGGCCGCCCCCGCCGCCCUCCCGCAUGGAGCUGUCUGCUAUCGGGGAGCAGGUGUUCGCCGUGGAGAGUAUCCGGAAGAAGCGCGUGCGCAAGGGUAAAGUGGAAUACUUGGUCAAGUGGAAAGGAUGGCCCCCAAAGUACAGUACAUGGGAGCCAGAGGAACAUAUCCUGGACCCUCGCCUUGUCAUGGCGUAUGAGGAGAAGGAAGAGAAAGAUCGUGCAUCCGGGUGUAGGAAAAGAGGCCCGAAGCCCAAACGGCUGCUGCUGCAGGAAGCAGAGCAAGGCCCAGAAGUACCUGCGGCUGUCCCGAAAGAAGUUCCUGCCCCGCCUGGAGGGCCGUGGCCAGCUUAGAGAGGCCUUCCUGGAGGAGCCCGCCGCCCAAGAGGCCACGCAGGACCCCGGCGAGUGGGACGAGGCCACGGCCACCGCCACCCCUGAUGAGCAGCGCCCUGGCAAGGAGGGUGGUGACCUGACUGAAGGGGGCCCUCCCUGGAUCCCCACGCACCCCCCUUCCGAAGUGACGGUGACUGAUAUCACAGCCAACUCCAUCACCGUCACCUUUCGGGAAGCACAGGCCGCCGAAGGCUUCUUCCGGGACCGGAGCGGGCAGCUCUGAACUUCUCCAUUCUGACCCCCCCCUUAAAAAUGGUUUUCUGUGGGUUUGGGGCUCAGCCCAGAGGAGGUGUGGGAGGAGGGCAAUCGUUUUAUUUUAAAAGGCAAACUCCUAAAAAAACAAGAGAGAGCUGAAGAGAAAUGCUCUCCGUUCUCCAGUCCACCCUCAGUCCUGGGACAAUGAUGUUUACAGAAGUUUGCUGGGGGAGAGGGUGGGAUGGAACGGGAAGAUCUUUGGGGAUUUUUGUCUAUUUCUCAGAUGGUCACUAGCCUUGACCUUGAGCUGAACGGCUCAGGUCAGAGAAGCCCAAGCAGGAAAGAGGGAGGAGGGAGAAGACCCAGGACCUGUAGGUGUCAAAAGGCCUUCUCCAUCCCGCCAUCUUGGGUUGGUUUGCCAGAGUUUAUUGCAGUUUUUCUAAGCUUAGGUUUUCCCAGAGACCUUUGGGCCAGGGUGGGCGGCAAGGGGAGCUGGGACCUGGGAGGAAAAAGUGGGAAUUUCCCACUCAGCAGAUACCCAUCCCCCCCAAAACCCUCCCCCUAACAAAGCCCCUCCUUCCCUGCCGUGCAAACAGCUCAGUGUGAAUGGGCAUUUAUCCACUUCCACUCCAGAAGGUGAGGAUUCUUCCAGUGUUUAUGCUGUAAGGAAGGGGCUUUUCUUUCAAAAAAAAAAAAAAUUCUGUGAUCCGCAUCCACGGGGGAACCCCUAGUAUGGAAAUUCCCUCCUCUGGAUCAGAUUGGCACCUCCUCUGAAACUGAUAAGCGUUUAGUCUGGGAAGGCCGCCAAGGGCGCUGAAACGCGGACCGUCCUGCCCGGCUAGCACGCGGCCGGGGCCGGACCUGAACCCGUCUUCCUUAUUUUAAGGCCAGAUCUUCAGCCAUGCUGCCUUUUGUAGUUAUGUGCUCCCUACUCCCAGCAAACACACACACAUACACACACACACACACACAC